Ochotona princeps (American pika) is the source of this 951-nucleotide messenger RNA. Its product is annotated as olfactory receptor 7E178-like. Gene Ontology annotation, molecular function: G protein-coupled receptor activity; olfactory receptor activity. The record is from RefSeq and is a predicted model, not a curated record. The transcript has a single exon. Lineage: Eukaryota; Metazoa; Chordata; Mammalia; Lagomorpha; Ochotonidae. Bases 1 to 951 code for a protein of 316 amino acids. Gene Ontology annotation, cellular component: membrane. Gene Ontology annotation, biological process: G protein-coupled receptor signaling pathway.
AUGUCCUGUGUUGAAACACAGAAUCUCACGCGUGUUGUCUCCAAAUUCCAUCUUUUGGGCUUCUCCGAGGAUCCAGCACUGCAGCGCCACCUCUUUGGAUUGUUCCUCUCCAUGUACCUGGUCACAGUGCUCGGAAACCUGCUCAUCAUCCUGGCUGUCACCUCUGACCCACACCUCCACACGCCCAUGUACUUCUUCCUCUUCAGCCUGUCCUUGGCUGACGUGGGGUUCACCUCCACCACGGUUCCCAAAAUGAUUGUGGCCAUCCUCACCCACAGCACAGUCAUCUCCUAUGCUGGUUGCCUCACUCAGAUGUCUCUCUUUCUCCUCUUUGGAUGCAUGGAUGAUUUGCUCCUGACGGUGAUGGCCUAUGACCGGUUUGUUGCCAUCUGUCACCCCCUGCAUUACCAGGUCAUCAUGAACCCUCGCCGCUGUGUCUGCCUAAUUACAGUGUCCUUUGUGGUCAGCGUCUCUGAAUCCCUGCUGCAUAACUUGUUGAUAGUACCAGUUACCUGCUUCAAGCAAAUGGACAUUUCUAACUUCUUCUGUGAUCCCUCUCAGCUUCUCAACCUCACUUGCCUUGACACCCUCACCCAUGACACAGUCAGAUACCUUAUUGGCGUCCUAUUCGGUUUCGUUCCAAUCUCAGCGAUCCUCUUCUCUUAUGGGAAAAUCGUUUCCUCCAUCCUGAGGGUCCCAUCGCCUGGUGGCAGGUACAAAGCCUUCUCCACCUGUGGCUCUCACCUGUCUGUGGUUUGCUUAUUUUAUGGAACAGGUUUUGGGGUAUAUCUCAGUUCCGCUUUCUCCACCUCCUCCAGGAAGAAUGCUGUGGCCUCACUCAUGUACACCCUGGUCACCCCCAUGCUGAACCCCUUCAUCUACAGCCUCAGGAACAGGGACAUGAAGGGGGCCCUACAGAGAAUUGCCAACAAGAUCAUCUCAUAUCUCUGA